UGUGUGUGUGUGUGUGUGUGUGUGUGUGUGUGUGUGUGUGUGUGUGUUGGUAUAUGUGGUUUGGAAGGACAUUGUACCUGACAUUUCACCUGGGCUCCGCGGACCUAGUGGGAUUAGGCGGACUAUGCCAAGGUCCGCCUAAUUCAAAGAGUGUAUAAGCAUUUGUUAGUGUCUAACUAACAUAUAUUCUCAUUUUCUUUGAAAGUCCUUUUUUACCACUUGACCUGAUUUUGAGUGUAUCCCAGUGUAUAGCACAGCGGACCCCAUCGGUGGGUCGUAGAUUGCAGUUUCUUACACAUUUCUGAUACACAAGUGCAAUUUGCGCGCGCUGUGUUGUGAUUGGGUGGUUGACCUAUGUGGGCGGGGCAUACAGCCAGACGAGUCGACGCUACUCCUGACCACGUUUCGGCUGUCGCCUUUUAAAAAUUAAAUGUACCUGGAGAACAACAACAUGGCGUAACUGAUGAAGCCUACUGGGACAGCGCUGUACACGACGCAAAACAUGCAGAGGAGAAGACGUGUUAACCCAAAGGAAGAUGCAACAUUUUAUAUUACUGCUGGAAGGGACAAAGUGGCACUUGACAUCAAAUACAUCAAUGCCAUCAAAGGUCGUGGUAUCUUCACCUCUGCUCCAUUUGAAAAAGGAGACUUUCUGGUGGAAUACAGAGGUGAACUGAUAACCAAGCAAGAAUGUGAGAGGAGACAGAGAGUCUACCAUGACCACCUCAAAGUCUUUAUGUUUGAGUUCCAUUUCAAUGGAAAACUGUGGUGUGUUGAUGCAUCGACUGAGGAUGGGUCAUUUGGAAGAGUGGUAAAUGAUGACCAUUUAAACCCUAAUGCCAGGAUGAAGUACUUUACCGUAAAAGGGAAGCCCCAUCUGUGCUUAUUUGCAGUAAGAGACAUAGGUCCAGGAGAGGAGAUCACCUACAAUUAUGGUGACUCAAACUGGCCAUGGAGAUGCAAGAAUCCUGGCAAGUCUUUGGAGACGAUACAUGGUGAGGGACCACCCACAUCAAAGCCUUGUACAAGUGAAAAAGAUGUUGACGAGGACACGUCUCAGAGGGGUUGUGAAGCCACAAAUUGCCCUUCGUCAAGUGAAGAUGUUGAAGAGAUGAUGGCUGAGGGCAGCCCGAACAAGCUGGCUGCGAGUUCCAUGAAUCUGCCGAGUCCUCUUCUGGAUCCACUUGGCAAGGUUGAAAAGUUUGUUGACGAGGACACGUCUCAGAGGGGUUGUGAAGCCACAAAUUGCCCUUCGUCAAGUGAAGAUGUUGAAGAGAUGAUGGCUGAGGGCAGCCCGAACAAGCUGGCUGCGAUUUCCAUGAAUCUGCCAAGUCCAGUUCUGGAUCCACUUGGCAAGGUUGAAAAGUUUGUUGACGAGGACACGUCUCAGAGGGGUUGUGAAGCCACAAAUUGCCCUUCGUCAAGUGAAGAUGUUGAAGAGAUGAUGGCUGAGGGCAGCCCGAACAAGCUGGCUGCGAUUUCCAUGAAUCUGCCAAGUCCAGUUCUGGAUCCACUUGGCAAGGUUGAAAAGUAUGUUGACGAGGACACGUCUCAGAGGGGUUGUGAAGCCACAAAUUGCCCUUCGUCAAGUGAAGAUGUUGAAGAGAUGAUGGCUGAGGGCAGCCCGAACUUGCUGGCUGCGAGUUCCAUGAAUCUGCCAAGUCCAGUUCUGGAUCCACUUGGCAAGGUUGAAAAGUAUGUUGACGAGGACACGUCUCAGAGGGGUUGUGAAGCCACAAAUUGCCCUUCGUCAAGUGAAGAUGUUGAAGAGAUGAUGGCUGAGGGCAGCCCGAACAAGCUGGCUGCGAUUUACUGGAAUCUGCCAAGUCCAGUUCUGGGUCCACUUGGCAAGAUUGAAAAGUUGACCACUGAGACUAACCAAAAUCAGCUCACGAGUCCAAAUGAGACUGAUACAGUUUUCAACAGUGAAAAGUGUUGCAAACAUCGCCUGGUGUGCACAACAGUCUCCUCUUUGGACAGAUGCGUUCAGUGUGUGGGACCAGUAUCUGCCUUCAAGUGGCUUGGCUAUCGCUGCAGAGUUUGUUCCGGGGUCUGGCAUAAAUCCUGCCUCAGACAAAUAACAACUGAUUACAUCCAAGACCCAUCACAGCAGCAAAAGUUCCCUAGGUCUUCUGGGGAUGAACUGCUUUCAGAUGAAGACGACCUUCCACAUUCAGAACUGAACCAAAUAUUGGAUGAUGAUGAUUACGUAUCCGAUAUGGACUACGUACCCAACUCAGACUCACACGAUGAUGACGAUGACUAUUCAGAUGCAAGCAUACACUUGAUGCCAAGACUGUUGAAAGCUACACAAAUUCAAGAGAAAGUGGUAAAACCCGAUGUUGGAACAUCUGAUGCCUCAGACACAAACAUCCUAGUUGUGCCCAGCACUUCAAAACAUCCACCUCUUGAAGAUCCCAUGGAAGUCGCAUCUGAUUCAGGAAAUUCCAUCAAAGACUCAUCAAGGGAUCCAGAGGGUAAAGGUGAACUUCAUGAACAAGACUUGCCACAUCUCAUUUUUAGUAAAAAAAAUUACUGUUACAUUUGUGGUAAGCCACAAAGCAAGAUCUCCCGCCAUUUGAGAACACACAAGACACAUGCUGAAGUUGUACGUGCAUUUUCCCUUCCAGAAGACUCAAAAGAGCGCAAGACAAUAUUAGAAAAAAUGAGGAAUAAGGGAAAUUUUCAACACAACACUGAAGUUUUACAAGGUGGAACAGGACCAGUCAAAGUGAAAAGGAAACCAAAAGCUAAAUCACAACCAGGAAAGUUCAUUCACUGUAUGCACUGUCAAGGGAUGUACAUUCGUAAGGAGCUUUGGAGACAUGUCCGCAGAUGCCCCUUUAAGCCAGAAAACCAAGAUUUGGAUAAAGAACCUGGGAGAACUAAAGUGCUGGCUUUGGCUGCAGCUCACGAGUCUGCAUUCUCUCAGCAGAUCUCAAGUGGAGUGUGGAAGCUCCUUGGUGUCAUGAAACAGGAUGAGAUUGCCUCCAUUGUGCGAAAUGACCUAUCUAUUAUUCAGUUUGCCCAGUCGCUCUACAACAAACACGGACAAGACCCUACAAAACAUGAGUACCUGCGACAGAAGCUGCGUGAAGUGGGGCGUUUGUUGUUAUGUCUGCGCACAGAUUUCUCAGUACAAAACUUAGAGGAAGCUGUUAAACCUGCUAACUUCCAGAGAGUUGUGCAAGCAGUAAAGAAAGUUGCAGGUUUUGAUGAAGAAAAAGCCUCAUACCUUACACCAAGCCUUGCGCUGAAACUGGGACAUGCACUACAGAAAAUCUGUGACAUUGUUCAUUGUAGGGCACUCAUGGCAGAAGAUCAAGAACUGAUCAGGUCCACUGAAAUAUUCAAGAAGUUGCAAAUGUCCAAGUGGUCUGAGUUGGUGUCUCAUAGAGCCCUGAACACACUGAGUGAUGCAAAAUACAACAAGCCAUCAACAUUGCCCUUCACAGAAGAUGUUCAGACCCUUCAUCGCUACCUUGACAAAUCUGCAGAAAGUUCAUUUUGCAACUUGAAGGAGACAGCUACCACUCAGAACUAUGCUCAACUUGCAAAAGUCACUCUUGCACAAAUCAUUGUGUUCAAUCGAAGACGUGCUGGGGAGGUUUCAAAAAUGCGUCUCAAAAGUUUUCAUGAAAGAGACAACACAAAGCUCCAUGACGAUGUGGCCAUGGGUUUGUCAAAGACUGAGAAGAGACUCUGCAACUAUUUUAGCCGAAUCGAAAUAAUGGGAAAAAGAGGCAGAAAGGUUGCAGUUCUGCUCACACCAAGAAUGGUUGAUGCCCUGUCACUUCUUGUCAGUAACAGAGCUGAAUGUGAUGUUUGUGCCACAAAUGUCUUCCUGUUUGCAAGACCCAAAUCAAUGAGCUACUACAGAGGACAGGACUGUUUACGUGUUCAUGCAAGUCAGUGUGGAGCAAAGCACCCUGAGUACCUUAGGUCAACACAUCUCAGGAAACAUGUUGCUACACUCUCGCAGGUCCUUAAUUUAAAAAACAAUGAACUUGAUCAGGUUGCAGAUUUCUUGGGUCACGACAUCCGUGUUCACCGCGAUUUCUACAGAUUACCAGUUCCCACAACUCAACUGGCCAAGAUUUCCAAACUGCUUUUGUCAAUGGAAAAAGGAGAUCUUUCCAGCAUGCAGGGGAGAUCACUGGAUGAGAUUGAAAUUGAAGAAAUCGCGGUAAGUGAUGCUGAGGCCAAGGACAGGGAAAGUGAGCCUGAGAGUGAUGAAGCAGGGUGUGGAACCAGCAAACCUGUGGAUGAUGCAGACUCAACAUUCACAGCUGCGGAAAUGGUGUCAGCGGUGUCAUCCACAGUAAUCAAGACUGCCCCUCCAUCUGAAGGAAAAGUUGACCAUCGCGAAGCUGGGGCCAGAAGAUUGUGUCCGAAGAGAGUGUGGAUUAAGGCUGAGGUUGCUGCAGUGAUGCGCUAUUUCAGCAAGCAAAUAAAAGAAGGAAAACUGGCCACCAAAGCUGAGUGCAGUCACUGCAAGGAGGUAGAGGGGCCCGUGUUGGCAGAGAGAACUGUCCAAAAUAUUAGGGACUUUGUCAGAAACAGAGGGAGGGCUGCAAAAAGGCAGCAACAAAAACUGUAAACUGUAAAAACUGUGUGUGGGGGUGAGGGGUCGGGUUUUUUUUUUGUUAGAAGCAGGAAAGCUAAUGGUUCUUGUGCAGUUAUGCCAAUAUACAGUUAAAAUAAUAUGAAGCUACAGUGAUCUCUUUUGUUAUAAUUUAUAAUUUUUUUUAAUGUUUUCGUUAUGCUGAUAUGUUAAACUUUCACGUCUUCACACACAAGCUGGGAACCCAGAGCAAUUCUCUUUUGUUUUAAUUUAUUUAUUUUUUGUUGAGGGCAACAAAAAGUUAGAAAAAAAAACUGUUAACCCACAAUGUGUGGGGGUGAGGGGUCUGGUUUUUUAGCUAAUGUAGCUAUAAAAAAAGUUGCCAAUAUACAGUUAAAAUAAGCUGUGAAGCUACAGUGAUCUCUUUUGUUUUAAUUAAUUUAUUUUUAUUUGUGGAUAUUCUGAUGUGUUAAUCUUGGAUGACAUAUUUUCAAAGUUGUGUGGAAUGACAGUUCUAACAUUUACAAUUUAAAUGCAAUAGUUUAAAAUGUCAAGACUCAA
Scophthalmus maximus (turbot) is the source of this 5125-nucleotide messenger RNA. RefSeq lists its product as uncharacterized. The transcript has 21 exons. Gene Ontology annotation, molecular function: protein binding; DNA binding. The coding region runs from base 464 to 4600 and encodes 1378 amino acids. NCBI's taxonomy places the organism in Eukaryota, Metazoa, Chordata, Actinopteri, Pleuronectiformes, Scophthalmidae. Gene Ontology annotation, biological process: DNA recombination; DNA integration. The record is from RefSeq and is a predicted model, not a curated record.